GUAAAUCUAGAUAAUAAAAUAAGUUCAACAAAAUUCGUACUUGUCGCGUUAUAUCUAUUACGCUUUGCUAUUAUUAUUUUAUAUAAAAGUUAAUCAAUGCUGUUCGUUGGAUCAGUAGUUGAUACUCUGCGAGGUGAGAGGUUUCCAAGAUGGCGAAGAAAUCGUUGGUGGAUAAAACGCCUCAGAACGAAGAUUUUUUAAAAAAUAACGACGAUAUACUGAACGAUGACGAGGAACCAAAUUUUAGCGAUCCCGAAGGAUUUGUCGACGAUAUCACCGACGAAGAACUCCUCGGUGAUAUUUUGAAGCAAAAACCGUCCGAGACAGAUGGAGUGGAAUCGGUUAUUGUUGUCGAUGGGGUCCCCCAAGUUGAACCAGAGAGAUUGGAGAAACUUCAAUCUGUUAUUACCAAAAUUUUAGGGAAAUCUGGAACAAUAGUGAACCAAUAUUAUCCAAAAAAUGAGAACGGAUAUACGAAAGGGUAUAUAUUUCUAGAAUAUAAUAACCCUCUUAAUGCUUUAGCAGCUGCUCAAUCUGUAAAUAAUUACAAAAUUGACAAGUUACAUACGUUUAAAGUAAAUUUAUUUACCGAUUUCAAAAAAUUUGAAGAAAUUCCAGAUGAGUGGGAACCACCAAAACCACAGCCAUUCAAAGCAUCGACAGAUUUACACUAUUAUCUUUUAGAACCAGACGCUUAUGACCAAUUUUGCGUACUUUAUGGAAAUGGUCCUUCCGUUACCGUUCAGGUUUGGCUGAAUUCCGCCCCUGAACCGACGUUGGUCGAAGAUCGUUCCCGUUGGACGGAGACAUAUGUUAAAUGGUCACCGUUAGGAACGUAUUUGUCAACGUUUCACAAACAAGGUGUUGCGUUAUGGGGUGGUCAAGAAUUCGAGCAAAAAGCAAAAUUCAAUCAGAAGGGUGUCGAGUGUAUCGAUUUCUCACCUUGUGAACGUUACUUGGUAACAUAUACACCUCGAACCGAUCUUGGUGCCGAUCAGAAACGUCUCGUCAUUUGGGAUAUCCUUACCGUUAAGGAGAAACGUUCAUUUUACGCAGAUGGUUCUUCGGUGUGGCCUAUUUUCCGUUGGUCACACGAUGAUAAAUAUCUUGCUCGUAUGGGAGAAGAUAUCUUGAGCGUUUACGAAACACCCUCGUUUGGAUUAUUGGACAAGAAAAGUAUAAAAAUCCCCGGAAUCAGGGAUUUCAGUUGGUCUCCAACAGAUAAUGUCCUUGCUUAUUGGGUACCGGAAGACAAAGAUGUGCCAGCUAGAGUCACCCUUCUUGAAAUUCCAAACCGUAUUGAAACGCGUAACAAAAACUUGUUUAAUGUGGCCGACUGUAAGAUUUAUUGGCAAAAGUCGGGUGAUUAUCUUUGCGUGAAAGUCGAUCGUUUUGCCAAGCGUAAAGAGAAAACUGAACAGAAGUAUAUGGGUAUGUCAUACAAUUUUGAAAUCUUUCAUAUGAGAGAGAAACAAAUUCCGGUCGACAGUGUAGAAAUAAAGGAACCGAUCCAUGCAUUCGCUUGGGAACCUGUUGGAAGCAAAUUUGCUAUCAUUCACGGAGAGAUCCCAAGUGUUAAUGUCAGCUUCUACGAAGUGCGAUAUGGCCAUCAGCCUGCUCUUCUCAAAAAAUUGGAGAAAAAAGCUUGCAAUCAUUUGUUCUGGUCACCGUCUGGGCAAUUUAUUGUUCUUGCUGGAUUGACAACCAUGGCGGGAGCUUUAGAAUUUAUCGAUACUAAUGAUUUUACUAUUAUGAACUCGACCGAUCAUUACCAAACUUCAGACGUGGAAUGGGACCCUACCGGGCGAUAUGUUGUAACAGCAGUUUCCAGUUGGAAAACUAGCGUCGAUAAUGGAUACUGGAUAUGGACAUUCCAAGGUCGUAUCUUAAAAAGAGUUAAUCUAAACCAAUUCAAUCAAUUGCUAUGGCGGCCGAGACCGGCAACGUUAUUGACGCCAGAGCAAAUUAAAGAAAUUAAGAAAAAUCUGAAGAAGUAUUCUGCGCAAUUCGAGAGCAAAGAUCGCAUGCGAUUAACGCGCGCUUCGAAGGAAUUAAUUGAAAAACGCUGUGCAGCGAUGAAAUCAUUCGAGGAGUACCGUUCGAAACGUAUCGAAGAGUGGAAUAGCCAGAAAAAGCGACGUUUAGAAUUACGCGAUAAUAUCGAUACUGAUGAAUUAGAUUCCGAUUCCAAGAACGUUGAGGAGGAAGUGAUCGAAUUUUUCGUCAAAGAGGAAAUAUUCUUUCUCGACGAUAAAUAAAACUGUGGGGGAAAAUUUCUUGUCUGCCAUUUUUGGAAAUCUCUAGUGCAAAACCGAUUCAGUAAUUUGUGCAAAGUGUCAUCGAAACAAUUAUCUGCGAGAGUCGCAUUAAUUGUGACUCCUAAUAGUGAACAAUGACUAUUCUAAGUGGUUACGAACAGUUUCUCUUAUAUAAUUUCUGCACUCUAAUUGGAAUUGCUUCCAUUAUUUCGACGUUUCGUAUAAAACGUCGCAAUCAUAGUACUAUAAAGUUUUAUCACGUUCCAUACAGAAUAGUAUGUCAAUCAACAAAUAAUUAUUAUUAUUAUAACCACACGCAACGUACUUUUUAUUUA
This is a messenger RNA of Colletes gigas, 2593 nucleotides long. RefSeq names its product eukaryotic translation initiation factor 3 subunit B (gene eIF3b). Gene Ontology annotation, biological process: translational initiation. Gene Ontology annotation, cellular component: eukaryotic translation initiation factor 3 complex. Bases 150 to 2258 code for a protein of 702 amino acids. The transcript has 12 exons. Lineage: Eukaryota; Metazoa; Arthropoda; Insecta; Hymenoptera; Colletidae. Gene Ontology annotation, molecular function: RNA binding; translation initiation factor binding; translation initiation factor activity. The record is from RefSeq and is a predicted model, not a curated record.